AUGGUAAACCUGUCUCCUGAAUGCGGGCUGGAAGAAGGACAAGAUUCGCACCCUCAUCUCUUCACUAGUAAUGGGUAUGCCGAGGAAGUGGCAGAGCGAUCAAAACUCUAUCGAAGGGGUUUCAAUGUACAGUGUGAUAUAUGCGGCACUUGGCAUGCUUCGAAGGGAGCACUGAGUGCUCAUAAAUCAACACAACACCGGGAUCAUUCGAAAAAACAAAAUAUGCAAUGCCCAUUGUGUGAAGAAGAAGUGCAGAGCCAUCGUGCACUUGCUGAACAUGCCGAAGCCGCCCACGCAAGAUUUCCUGGACAGUACCAAGUCGAGUGUCUCACGUUUGAAAACAGGGAAGGAUAUGAGAGUUGGCGGAAAGAAAUGGAUGGGAGAAAUGUCGUCAAAUGGACAAAAACUUCCGUGGACAAAAGAGGGGAUAAGAGUACUGCGUACUACAGGUGUAGCCGAGCACUGGCUACACCUCGAGAUGCGGAAACACUUCGGCCGAAAUCCAAAAAGAAUACGAAGUAUUGUACAGCGUUCAUGCAGGUGGCUGAGCAGAAUGGAACCUUUCGUGUAACAUACUGCAGUGGCCAUGCAGGCCAUGACGAGAAUCCGCAAUCACUGACGUUCGAGAAAGAUACGGAGACCCUUAUUUUCUCACUACUGGAAGAGAGAUGCGAUACUAAACAGUUCGUGGAAAAAAUUGGAACAAACUUUCAAAACAGCGACGAGCAUAGGCUACUCAAUGACAGUGCACCACAAGAAACCAGACAAAUCCUCUUCUUACUAAUAGAUUCUUCCUAUGAGUUCAAGGUGAACACUUACUACAACGGACUGAUGGGUUACCUUGGUUGUGAAGAUAUCGACUACCAAGGUUUCAUAACGUUCAUGCAGGAUAAUUAG
Cooperia oncophora is the source of this 897-nucleotide messenger RNA. The record is from the annotation of a GenBank genome assembly. NCBI's taxonomy places the organism in Eukaryota, Metazoa, Nematoda, Chromadorea, Rhabditida, Trichostrongylidae.